Macrosiphum euphorbiae (potato aphid) is the source of this 873-nucleotide messenger RNA. NCBI's taxonomy places the organism in Eukaryota, Metazoa, Arthropoda, Insecta, Hemiptera, Aphididae. The record is from the annotation of a GenBank genome assembly.
AUGCGAAAAUUAUUUGGAGUUACUCGUUUAAAACCAUUUAUAACAUUUGAAGAAGAAAAUAUUUAUUUUUUUCAUGACAGUCCACACUUAAUAAAGUCAGUGAGAAACAAUUUUAAAAAAUAUAACUUUUCUUGUGAUCAAGAAAAAUAUUCUUGGCAACAUAUAGUUACAUUCUAUAAUUUAGAUAAAGAUAAAAAGCCAAGGUUGGCUCCAAAACUAAAUAAAAUUCAUUUGGAACUUCCUCCUUUUUCUCCCAUGCGUGUUUGUUUAGCAACACAGACUUUAAGUCAUACUGUCAGCUCAGGAAUUAUGACACUUGUUGGAUUAAAUAAAAUGAGCAGUGAUUCAAUACAUACAGCAAAUUUUAUUAAGAUUUUUGAUGAUCUUUUUGAUACAUUUAAUAGUAUUACACAAAGUGAACCAAAAGUUUUGAGAAGGCCUCUUUCUAAAGAUUCGUGCCAUUGGGAAUUUUUGAAUAAAGCUGAUAAGUUUUUGUAUAAAUUAAAAAUUCACAAUAAAUCAGGAAAACAAUCGCCAUGUAUUACAGGCUGGCGAGAAAAUAUUAGUUCAUUAAAAUUGCUUUUUAAGGAACUAAAUGAAUGUUAUGAUGUAGAUUUUUUAUUGACUAGGCGACUUACCCAAGAUUGCGUAGAAAAUGUUUUUUCAGUUGUCAGAUCCAAAGGAGGAAAUAAUGUUAAUCCAGAUGCAUCAAAAUUUAAUUCUUCAAUGCGAAUGUUAAUUUGUAAUCAUUUAUUAACUCCAUCUUUCAAAGCAUGUGUCCUAGUAGCCUUGAAAAAGACUGUUUUGCCGGUAUGGCCAGGAGGUCCUAAGACGUUUGGCCGCCAAUUUGGCUGCAAGAGUCGAAAAUGUUGA